Molecule: messenger RNA, 4455 nt
Organism: Anopheles maculipalpis
Lineage: Eukaryota; Metazoa; Arthropoda; Insecta; Diptera; Culicidae
Gene: cnc
Product: segmentation protein cap'n'collar
Exons: 10
Coding region: 136-4455 (1439 amino acids)
Biological process (GO): regulation of transcription by RNA polymerase II
Cellular component (GO): nucleus
Molecular function (GO): RNA polymerase II cis-regulatory region sequence-specific DNA binding; DNA-binding transcription factor activity, RNA polymerase II-specific
Source: RefSeq, a predicted model, not a curated record
CUUCCCAUCUUGGGCCAGCAAAGAAUCAAGCAAAGGUGCCUUUGAGUGUUUCGCGGUGUUCGAUGUAUGUGGUAGCAAGACGCGUCUUGCCAACAUCACCACCAUUAUUGCUGACCGGUAAUAGCACUAGCAGCUAUGCUCUCGACGAAGAAGUUGUUUACCGAGCACUUGCUGACGCUAGUGCUCACGCUCAGCCUGCUGCGAAUCGACCCGGAAAACUAUCUCGAUCUGCAAUGGGGCGGACGGAUGGCGCGCGUAGGAGAUGCAGGCGGCUGGCAGCUGGAACUGUUGGCCGCCGGUCCGGAUUACUCCAACCAAUCGUACGUGAACCGUAAGUUUUUGCCGCCCAUCAUCGAAAAUCUGUCCCGGUUCGAGCAGCCCUUCAUCGAGCAGAACCAUCGCGGGCUGCAGACGUACCUGCUGAACGUGCUCGAUGCGAAUGAUGAUGGCGCGUCUGCCGGUACGAUCGCCGAAGAACGACCACCAUCGCCAGUGCCUUCGGUCGCGUCCGGUGGUGGUGGCGGUACAGUGCUGCCGGCAGCGGCACACAACGCCACCAUGAACGUGCUGGCCAACUUCGAUGUGGACGCUGAGGACAUAUUUCUCAGUACGAAUUUAUUCGAAGAAACGACCUCGGUGUUUGACCAAAACAUGGCCGAUCUGAGCGAGUACGAUACGAUACUGCUGGAGAAUCCGAUGGUGAAGUUUGACGCCGGCGCUGCCAGCAUGCCAGACCUUGAGGGUACGAUAAUGAGGGCAAGGUCGCUAAUGAAUUCUGCCACCGAAGCAAACAAACGACUCGACGUGAAGGUAGAGGAAGAGGAAAAGGCUACGACUAGUAGCUCGGCUCCGAUGCAUGGUGAUACGGGCGGGUUGGAGGCUUCCAGAACCAACAAGACACGUGCGUACGAUGAGGAGGAAGACGACGAUGAUGAUGAUCCGGAGGAUGGGCACGAUAAUAAAGCAGCCAUCCAGCGUCGGAUUAAGGAUGGCAAAAACACACAGCAAAAGCAUCUCGUGAGCACGGAUUUGGAUAACAACACUGAAGUGACGACGACGAUGAAAAAGGAGCCGGCCAAUGAUACGACGACAGACGCAUCCGCCGCCGCUGCGUCGUCGCCGGAUCUUACACAGGAGGAAAUGGAUCUAAUAGAAGUCCUCUGGAAACAGGAUGUCGAUCUUGGCUUUACCCUCGCCAAUGCAGCCCUCUCUUCCGCCUCCGAAGGAACCAGCUCGUCGAUAUCGGAGGGAGCAUCUAGUUCCAACAUCAAAAGCGAUACUGAGGACGAUUUGGAAAAGCUGAAGGUUCUGCUGGAGAUAAAAAAUGAUAAGAACGCCGACUAUGAAAAGCAUCACGAAGCGGCGGAUGAUAGCAGCUUGGUCGAUCCUUGGGCAGGACUAUCUUAUACAAUCGACACGGAAACAGGCGAGUACGUUUUAAACAGCUCGGACAUAGACAACAGUCUACCGCCGCCGUUGGCUGAUUUAUUCCUGGAGGAAGGCUUAACACUACCGGAUCUUGGUGACACAGUGGUGGACCCAAUUCCUGAAGACAAAUCGGAUGAGAGGAGGGAAAACCUUGAACAUCAAAAUCAGGACCACGAAGAACAAGAAAUCGCCGAGGUGAAGCGCAUCGAACGGGAACUGCAGCAGGUCUCAGUGGAUGAGAUUUGUCUAGGUGGCGCUUCCGGUUCGACGGAUGCUGAUCACAGCAAUUGCGACGAUACCGGGGAGAACCUCGAUACAACAAACGAUUCUGUAGCGGACACGACGACGUCCGACGAAGGCCUCGAAACAGCACCGGUGACCGAUGAUCUAGAGGACCUGCUUUGCGACAUGAUGAUACAAACGUCGUCCCACUUUCAACAUACGCGCCAGAACACACAAGGCUACGGCCAUGGCGCCAUGAGCAGCUUCCGGCAAACAACGACUGGGGGAUCUGGUUACCAUCACCAUCACCACCAUCAUCACCAUCAUCAUCAGUCCCGUGUACCGUUGAGCCGAGCAGUUUCGAUGGAACAACGCUGGCAGGAUUUGGCCAAUCUGCUUAGUUUUCCACCCGGAAUGGGAGUAGGAAUGGGUGUCGCCGAUAUGCCACCGUCCCAUCCAACGCAUGCUCACUACCCAUCACACUAUCCAUCUUACCAGCCGAGCGGAGCGAUUGCUGGCCCACAGCAUGGCCAAUAUCACCACCCGUCGCAUGCCGCCGUGCUGCAGAAUGCGUCGCUGGCCGAUAUUUCACCGGCUCAACCGCAUUACGGUGCAAACCUGGGCUCGGCCGUCGCCACCAGCAUGCAUCUCACCAACUCGACGUCCGAGACGGAUGCUGGCACGUCCGGGUACAAAAUGGAUCCUGAGAUGAUGUACUACUCGAACACGUCGUCGGAAAUGAACCACACCGAUGGCUUUUUGAAUUCCAUUCUGAACGACGAAGAUUUGCAACUGAUGGAUAUCGCCGUCAACGAAGGUAUGUACACCAUGCGAAUGCUGGAACACAAUGGAACGGCCGGAAACAAUGCUUCAGGCGGAAUGUUGGGCAUGUCGACUGGAGCGCCGAAUUUGGUGAACCACGGUGCACAUCCGCAUCAUCCGCAUCUUUCGCUUAUGUCGUCGGCCAGCGGCAGUGGAGCCGUUGGCGGUAAUCUACAAAAUGCCAUGAAUGUCAGCGCCCUAGUCAAUGGAUCGUCCUCGUCGUCUGCAGCGUCCGGCGCAUCGUCGGGUGUCGCGGGUAGUGUUGGCGCUAGCAGUGGUGCAGGACCACUGGCCGGAUCCGGUACGCCAGGCGAUCGGCUCGAUGCGUCCAGCGACAGUGCCGUUAGCUCGAUGGGAUCCGAACGUGUCCCAUCGCUGUCGGACGGCGAGUGGGGCGAUGGUGGCAGCGACAGUGCGCAAGAAUACCACAACGGCAAGUAUGGUGGACCGUACGAUUACAGCUACAACCAAACGAACGGAGGUGGCCCACCGAGCCGGAUGGGUGAGCACGGUGCACGGCAGGCACCGCCCGUCGCACAGAAGAAACAUCACAUGUUUGCGAAGCGUUACUUCCAGGAGCAAAAUACAACCAGCGUACCUUCGAUUCAUCCCUCACCGAAUGGCAGUGUGGCCGGCGCGAACGCAGGUCCUGCAACGGGGCUAGAUGGGGGCGCGACCGGGGGUGCUGCUGGCGGAGGUGGUGGUAAUGGCGGUGGUGCAGCGGCGGGAGUUUUGUUGCCAACGGCGAUUAAGUACGAGUAUGACUACAUGAACGUGGUGGGACCUGCGACAACGAUCGGAGGUCCGCUAGAUGGUGCAGCAAAACCGGAAGAUCAUCAGACGCAUCUGCAACAGCACCAUCACAAUGGAAGUCAUCACGAUUCCACGUCGGCGGCCGCUGCAGCAGCCGCACUAACUGACAUGAAGUAUCCGUACGGAAUUGAUUUCCCACGUAGCCACCAUUCGUCCGCGUUGGGUGGCCGUACACUGCAGCCACAGGAUAUGAUACACCACAACCACACGUACACGCUACCGUUUGCCACGCCAAACGCGGCCAAUGCUCAUCAGGGCACUAAGCCACAAACACGGGACAAAUCUCGAUCCCUGCACGGUCGGAAGGCGGAAGAGGAACAUUUGACGCGCGAUGAAAAGCGUGCCAGAGCGCUGCAAAUUCCGAUCCCGGUCCACGACAUCAUCAAUCUGCCGAUGGACGAAUUUAACGAGCGGCUGUCAAAGUACGACCUCAGCGAAACGCAACUUUCCCUCAUCCGGGACAUCCGAAGGAGGGGUAAGAACAAGGUGGCGGCCCAAAACUGUCGCAAGCGCAAGCUCGAUCAGAUUGUCUCGCUAGCGGACGAGGUGAAGGACAUGAAGAUGCGCAAGGAGCGUCUGAUGCGCGACCGGGAGAUGGUACUAUCGGAGCACAAGAAGAUACGGGACAAAUUUUCCGUACUUUAUCGGCACGUUUUUCAGAAUCUUCGUGAUGCCGAUGGAAAUCCUUACUCGCAAGAGCACUACAGCCUGCAGCAGAGUGCGGACGGAGCGGUGGUACUAGUGCCGCGCAAUUCCGAAAGAUCGGCCGGUGGUUCCAACCACCUAAACUCGAAUGGAACAUCCAAUGGGGUGCAUCAUUCGUUACACCAUUCGCUAACUGGUGGCCAUCACGGACACCAUCACGGUCCUCAUCACCAUCAUCAUCCUUCUCUGCAGCAACAUCUGCAACAUCACGGUCUACUCGGAGGUUCGUCUUCGAUGGUCGGAGGUGGAGUUACGAACGGUGGAACCGGUUCGCUCGCAAUGAACGGAACCAUUUCGGCGAGCAGCAGUAACAGCCACAGUAACGGUGUCAACGGCAACAGCAAUAAUGGUAGUAAUGGCGGCGGUGCCAGUGGCAAUGGCAGUGUCGCGGGUAAUGGCAGUAUGAAUGGUACAGCCUCCGCAACGGCGGCAGCCGUGGUGCAUCAGCGCUCAGCGAAGGAGUAG